Molecule: messenger RNA, 691 nt
Organism: Oryza brachyantha (malo sina)
Lineage: Eukaryota; Viridiplantae; Streptophyta; Magnoliopsida; Poales; Poaceae
Product: probable histone H2A.3
Exons: 2
Coding region: 95-499 (134 amino acids)
Cellular component (GO): nucleosome
Molecular function (GO): DNA binding; structural constituent of chromatin; protein heterodimerization activity
Source: RefSeq, a predicted model, not a curated record
UCGCCGUCGCCGCCGCCGCCGCAUUCGCCGCCUCCAGCCUUCUGCGCCUCGACGCCCCGGCGGAUCCCGUCAGACAGAAACCCUAGCUGAUUCGAUGGCCGGGAGAGGGAAGGCCAUCGGCUCGGCCGCCGCCAAGAAGGCCACGUCGCGGAGCUCCAAGGCCGGGCUGCAGUUCCCCGUCGGCAGGAUCGCCCGGUUCCUCAAGGCCGGCAAGUACGCCGAGAGGGUCGGCGCCGGCGCCCCCGUCUACCUCGCCGCCGUCCUCGAGUACCUCGCCGCCGAGGUUCUGGAGCUCGCCGGGAACGCGGCGAGGGACAACAAGAAGACCCGCAUCGUGCCGCGGCACAUCCAGCUCGCCGUCCGCAACGACGAGGAGCUCUCCCGCCUGCUCGGCGCCGUCACCAUCGCCAAUGGCGGCGUCAUGCCCAACAUCCACAACCUGCUCCUCCCCAAGAAGGCCGGCGGCAGCGCCAAGGCCGCGGCCGGCGACGAGGACUAGACAGACAGACACAUCCCGACUCUUCCGGCGCCGGCGCCGGCGGAGGAUUAGACUAGGCUGCUUAACCGUGGGGAAAAAAAAUCAGUCUCAUUAGCUGCUCUGUUUGUGUGUUCGUAGAAUCGUAGUGGACAGAUGGAUCAGUUGCUCUGUAUUUUAUUGAAGUACUUUAUAUAAAAGCAUCACAUUUUCGAU